Molecule: messenger RNA, 606 nt
Organism: Magnolia sinica
Lineage: Eukaryota; Viridiplantae; Streptophyta; Magnoliopsida; Magnoliales; Magnoliaceae
Product: UDP-glycosyltransferase 76B1-like
Exons: 1
Coding region: 1-606 (201 amino acids)
Molecular function (GO): UDP-glycosyltransferase activity
Source: RefSeq, a predicted model, not a curated record
AUGAAGGACAUUCCAGACAUUGGCACGGCAGAUCUUGAAGUCAUGGAGCGUUUGGGGGCCAAGAUGGACAAUGCAAUGAGGUCCGCUUUGGGUUACAUCAAGAACACAUUUGAUGGUCUUGAAUCAACUUACUUGGCAAAAAUUAGACAAGAUAUUCAUCCCAUGCCAUUGUUUGAAGUGGGCCCACUCUAUAAAUUCUCACCGGGAUCAUCAAACAACAUACUAACACAAGAAUACAGUUGCAUGGCAUGGCUAGACAAGCAGGCGCCAGAGACCGUGAUUUACAUCAGCUUCGGGAGCUCAGGUUCCUUUGGCAAAAUAGACAUGGUGGAGAUAGCCUGGGGGCUAGCCAAUAGUGACCAGCCCUUCUUGUGGGUUCUCCGGACCGGCUCCAUCCAUGGCCAUGAUUCGGUCAAACUACUGAAAGGGUUCAAAGAGAAGACGUGGGAGAGGGGCCGGAUAGUUAACUGGGCCCCACAACAAGAAGUACUGGCCCACCCAUCAGUGGGAGGCUAUUGGACACACAAUGGUUGGAAUUCUACAUUGGAGAGCAUAUGUGAGGGGUUCCUAUGUUAUGUUCUCCUCAUUUAUGGGAACAAAAAUUGA